This is a messenger RNA of Tigriopus californicus, 3460 nucleotides long. It is a transcript of the gene l(2)37Cb, whose product is annotated as pre-mRNA-splicing factor ATP-dependent RNA helicase DHX16-like. Gene Ontology annotation, molecular function: ATP binding; RNA binding. The record is from RefSeq and is a predicted model, not a curated record. The transcript has a single exon. Bases 333 to 3395 code for a protein of 1020 amino acids. Gene Ontology annotation, cellular component: intracellular anatomical structure; catalytic step 2 spliceosome. Lineage: Eukaryota; Metazoa; Arthropoda; Copepoda; Harpacticoida; Harpacticidae.
CUCUUGGUAAUAAACCAGUCAACUACCAUCUCCAGACUCAUUCACAUGGCGGACCUUGCGUCCGCCAUACUGUAUUUCGUUCCUUAUAUUGAGGAACGGCUAAUGCCCUGGCUAUUUUCAAGCUAACCAGUAACGCCGUUAUUCAAGCAAAGCCCUGCACAUUGCUGCUUACUGGGCCAACAAACCAAAAAGUGUGAUCUCGCGCAACCUCCUAUAAAAUGUAUGCUAAACUCUAUGUACAAUCAACGUUGAGCUACAAACAAACACAGCCCAUCAUCCUCGCAUCCAAUCGAUGAACCCUCCCUUUCAUUUCUGAAUUUCUAAGACCCACCAUGUCGUUACUGACGUGGGUGAGCGAUGAAUUGCAUUCUGUCACCGGGAUGUCCGACAAGACAAUAGCCGCAUUCUUCCUGGAACUAGCCGCUACCGCCCAAACCAGUCAAGAGCUCCUCCAAAAGAUCCGUGACACCCAAACCAUCGAUGUGGAUCCCAAGGUCGAAGUAUUUGCUGCCAACUUGUUCCAACGAGUGCCUCGCCAAGCAACCGGGAAAUCCGCCGCUCAAGACCGUUUAAGAGCCAAUCGAGAAAAAGAGGAAGAAGCGCGCGAAAUGGCCCAGAAAAAGUAUCAAAUGGUGUCUUCUGAGGAGGAAACUGAUGAGGGUCUACAAGUCAAGAUUAGGAAAGUGAAGAAGGCCAAGAAGGCCAAGAAGAAGCGGGAAAAGGCUGACCGACCUGAAAGUGAGGAUGAAUUCGAUCACAUGGAACGGGAACGACGGCAAGACUUGAAGGAGCGGGAUGAGCUCAAUCAGCGAUUGAUUCAAAAGGACAAGGACAAACGAAGGAAUGUGGCCGAGAGGUCCGAUCAAAGAGCCUUGGAGGAGGCCAAGAAGCGACUGCAACAAGAGGCGCAAAAUCGGCAAGAAAUCAUCCCCAAUCUGAGGGUGGAGUCACGUCGAAAGUACCUGGCCAAGCGCAAGGAAGACAAGCUCCUGGAAUUGCAAGAUGAUAUCCAGGAUGAUCAGUUCCUCUUUGAAGAGUCCCAACUCACGGCUCGCGAGAAGAAAGAGCGGGACUACAAGCGAACCGUCCUGGAUCUGGCCCACAAACACUCCAAGGCCGGCGAGAUUGAAAAGGUCCAACGCUACCACAUGCCGCAAGAUCGCUCCAACCAAGAUCUGGAAGCCUAUGUCGAGGUGGAUGAGGGCGAGAAGCUGCCCAACUAUGAGCAGAAGAAGUGGGAAGAGACCCAUCUCCAUUCGGCCCAAUAUCGAUUCGGGGCCAAGGACGCCAAAGCGCGACAUGCCAAACAAGAGAAGCAAUAUGAUAUCCUCCUGGACGAUGAGAUCGAGUUCAUUCAGGCCCUCAAGAUCCCGGGCACCAAGGCGGACGAGGCCAAGGAGGAGGUCAGCGAGUAUCAGCAGAAACGCAUGACCAUCGAAGAGACCAAGAAGAGCUUGCCCGUGUUUCCCUUCCGAGAGAGUCUACUCGAGGCCAUCGCCGCCCAUCAAGUCCUGAUCAUUGAAGGUGAAACGGGCUCCGGCAAGACCACGCAGAUCCCCCAAUACCUCUAUGAGGCUGGUUUCACCAAAGAAGGCCAGAAAAUCGGGUGCACUCAACCCCGGCGAGUGGCCGCCAUGAGCGUGAGUGCACGCGUGGCCGAGGAAAUGGGCGUCAAAUUGGGCAACGAGGUCGGCUACAGUAUCCGAUUCGAAGACUGCACGUCGGAGCGGACCAUUCUCAAGUACAUGACGGACGGCAUGCUGUUGCGCGAGUUUCUCUCCGAGCCCGAUUUGGGCAGCUACAGCGUCAUGAUCAUCGACGAGGCCCACGAGCGCACGCUCCACACGGACAUCUUGUUCGGCCUCAUCAAGGACAUUGCCCGAUUCCGUAGCGACUUGAAGCUCCUCAUCUCGAGUGCCACGCUCGACGCGGAAAAGUUUUCGGAAUUCUUCGACGACGCACCCAUCUUCCGGAUCCCCGGUCGGCGGUUUCCCGUGGACAUUUACUACACCAAAGCCCCGGAGGCCGAUUACAUCGAUGCGUGUGUCGUGACCGUGCUCCAAAUCCAUGUGACCCAACCCUUGGGUGAUGUGCUGGUGUUUCUCACGGGUCAAGAAGAGAUCGAAACCUGUCAGGAGUUGCUCACCGAGCGAACCCGCAAACUAGGCACCAAGAUCAAGGAGCUCCUCAUCGUGCCCAUCUACGCCAAUCUCCCAUCAGAUAUGCAAUCCAAAGUGUUCGAGAAGACCCCGCCGGGGGCACGGAAAGUGGUUCUGGCCACUAAUAUCGCCGAGACCUCACUCACGAUCGACAACAUCAUUUAUGUGAUCGACCCGGGAUUCAACAAGCAGAACUCCUACAACGCCAGAACGGGUAUGGAGUCGCUCAUUGUGGUUCCCGUAUCCAAGGCCUCGGCUAAUCAGCGCGCUGGUCGGGCUGGCCGAGUGGCCGCAGGCAAAUGUUUCCGUCUCUACACGGCAUGGGCCUAUCAGCACGAGCUCGAAGAGAACUCCGUGCCCGAGAUUCAGCGGGUGAAUCUGGGUAACGUGGUGAUACUGCUCAAAUCCCUGGGGAUCAAUGAUCUGAUCCACUUUGAUUUCCUGGAUCCACCUCCUCACGAGACCUUGGUAUUAGCUCUCGAGCAGUUGUACGCUCUGGGAGCACUGAACCACAUGGGCGAGCUCACCAAGCUAGGUCGACGCAUGGCAGAGUUCCCGGUUGAUCCCAUGAUGUCCAAGAUGAUCUUGGCCUCCGAGAAGUACAAGUGCUCGAACGAGAUCCUCACCAUAGCGGCCAUGUUGUCCAACAAUAGCUCGAUCUUCUAUCGUCCCAAGGACAAGAUCAUCCACGCAGACACGGCCCGUAAGAACUUCUUCGUGCCCGGGGGUGAUCAUCUGACCUUGAUGAAUAUUUACAAACAGUGGGCGGAUACGGACUUUUCGUCCCAGUGGUGCUAUGAGAACUACAUCCAAUAUCGGUCCAUGAAACGUGCGCGCGACAUUCGGGAUCAAUUGGAAGGAUUGUUGGAGAAGGUCGAGAUCGAAGUGGUGAGUAAUCCUGGCGACACGGAGAACAUUCGCAAGACCGUGACGGCGGGCUAUUUCUACCACACGGCUCGCCUCUCCAAAGGCGGCAAUUACAAGACGGUCAAGCACAACCAGACCGUGAUGAUUCACCCGAAUAGCUCAAUGUUCGAAGAUCUCCCUCGUUGGGUCAUCUACUUCGAGCUGGUCUUCACCACCAAAGAGUUCAUGCGCAACGUGAUCGAGAUCAAGAACGAUUGGCUGUUGGAGGUGGCUCCUCAUUACUACAAAUCCAAGGAACUCGAGGACUCGACCAACAAGAAGAUGCCCAAGGGAAAGGGCAAGGCCUUAACCGAACUCGUCCGCAGCUGAUCAUAAAUCUGAUUAAAACCGUGAUAGCAUCUAUAUAUGAACUAUUAAAUAAUAUUAUAGUUUGA